Messenger RNA from Brassicogethes aeneus, 4644 nucleotides. The record is from the annotation of a GenBank genome assembly. NCBI's taxonomy places the organism in Eukaryota, Metazoa, Arthropoda, Insecta, Coleoptera, Nitidulidae.
AGUUUGCGCAUUACGAAUGGCGUAGAGUUGUUAUUGUUAAAAGCGUUUAAUAAAGACUAAUAAUUAUAUUAUGUUUAUUUGUAUAGCAUUUAAACAAAAAAGUCAAAAGUGAUUGAAGAAAUUAGCCAAGAACAUAAAUGGGACUUGAUGGCCAAAAUAUAUUUAAAUGGCUUUAGAAAUAAAAUAUCUUUGUCAUAGUGGUUAAUAAUGGCCAUAUUAAAUGGCUGCAAAUAGUGAUGGCUACAGUGAAAUAAUAACUACUCCUACUUGUGAAAGAAAUACUCAAGAUUAUAGAUUGCCACAACAUUUUAAUAAGGUGAUUAGUGGAUUAGGUAGAAUUUUUGAAAAAGAGGAUAAAGUUUGCAAACUGGAGCCCUGGAAUUCUGUCCGUGUAACGCUGUCCAUUCCUCGUGAAGCAGCGUUACGUCUCCGUCAGUUAGCCAAUGAGAGUUCACAACAACUGAGAGCACUUGGAAUAUUAAGUAUUCAAAUUGAUGGAGACCAAAUAAUAUCUUUAAGAAUUGCUUCAAAUUCAGUUCAUUCUGGCACUCAAGACAUUGUAUUGAGGACAGCUCAAGAAGACAACGAAAGAGCAGACAGUGAUGCAAACCUGUUAAGGUUCCAAUCUUCAAGUAGAGCAUCAGCUUUAAGUAAUAAUGAAUCAGGAAUACAAGUUAAAUUUAAAUCUCCAAAUGUGGUUUGUCCACCAGACACUGUUGUCCCAAAAGUGGAUGGUGUUACUAGUUCUAUAGCUGCUAACACAAGCACAGGAAAAACCUAUAUUGGUCCAUUUCCAUUUGCUAGCAUGAAUCAAGCAAAGCAUUUUAAUAGAGAAGCCCCUUUUAAUUCCUUACCCCCUCCUUAUCCAGGUAAACACCCUCCUGUUACAAUAUCAAGUCCAUUAUUAGUAAAUUUGUUACAAAAUGAAGGGACAAAAGAACAUCCUAAAAGUACAAAGUUGCAAGAAACGUGUGUAAGUGCUCAUAAUGUUAGGACAAAAAAUGUUUCACCAAAAGCAGUAAACAUGAAUCAACUGGCUUCUAAUAUAACUCUAGUGCAUCAAGACAAUAGUGAUGAAAAAACAGUUCCAUCCACUCAAACAACUGUGUUAGUGAAUAAUAGUGUUUCAUCAAGCGCCUUAUUAACUAAUUCUUCCAAUAGCACCAUAUUGACAAGUACAACAAUGGUAGUAAAUAAUAUGUCUACUCAUCAAUAUCAUCAAACACCUUUAACACUUAUACAAAAUAAUACCACAGAAAAAAGUAGUAUUGGCUGCUCCAGUCCACAAUCCCAUUUUAAGGUUAAUCAACAAGAAAAUCAAACUGAACCAGCUAAUUUCUCAAAUUCAAGUGUAGAUCUUAAUUCAAUCAAGGUCGGUUUAAAAACUAAUCAAAGUUUAGUAACUGGAAAAAGAAGUAUAGCUUUGGGACAUUCUAUAACACAAUCAUCAGUGACAAGUAACAAUGUUUCAUCUUUGGAAAAAAAGUUACAAAAUAAUUUUCUUCCCAUGGAAAUAAAUGACGGUCUUAUAGGUCAACCAAAUGUUGUUUUACCGUCUACUCAAGCCAAUAUUGUGAUGAAUAAACAUUAUAUAAAUAAGGAUAAUGUAAUUUCCAGAAGUAUACAAUCACCACCUCCAUAUUCAUUGGCAGUUUCAACUAGAAAAGGAGGGUAUACACAAACCCUGAUUAAAUCUGAGAAUAUCGAGGAAGCAUUUCCACCUAUCUUAAACAAUGACAUAAACAAACCAAUAUCAGAAUUGACCCCAAGCAAUGAAAAUAAAGGAAUGGAACGUACUGUUAAUGAUAAUCAAAAAUUUCUUAUAAAUCCUUUAACUGGGGAACUUGAGCCCCAACUAAGUGAUGAAAGUGAUAAUGAAGAAACCAAGGAUGUUUUUACUGGGCUUCCAUCCCCAGCGGCGUUUUCUGAUGAAGAUAAUACAUCCAAAAGUACAGAUAUAACAAUUACAGAUCAAAGUGACAAUGAUGCCAAAUCAACUGAUAUAAAAAUAUCCAAAAAGAAUUUAAAAUCACGUGAUAUUGGACGUGAUUCUCCAAAUUUACUUAAGCCUACUGAGAAAAUAAAAUUACGUCUUAAAUUGGAAAAAUCAGAACCUAUUAAUCCAGCCUACAAGGUAGAUGUAAGCUUUAUUAACACACAACCGAAAAAGGCUUCUACUUCUUUGGCCACCUCAGGUGAAGAGCUAAAGGUACCCCCAUUACAUAUAUCUCUCAGAGGCAGGAACUCUGUAGUGAUAAAAAAUAAAAAUAGGUUAAACUCAGAUGGCAUAAUGAAAACCAAAAUAAGAAAAACACAGGAUAUUCAAACAAUUAUGAAAUUGGACCCACAAGAGUUACAAUUAAGCAGUUCAAAAAACCCAAACGGGAAUGAUGUUACCAAUUUAGACCAAAAUAAAAAUUCUGACUUAAAAAGGAACAAAAAAACGAAGACGAAUUCUGAUAACAAGGAUAUUAUAACAAGUUUUGAGCAAGACAACGACUUAAAAAAAAAAUUUAUGAUUCACUGCAUAUUUAAGGAAAAACAAGGACAACAUUCUGAGUCCGAUAUUCUAAGGGGUAAUAAUAAACAUUACAUCGAAAAUAAUAUAAAUAUUGAAGAAGCGUCUCGUAUUUCUCAAAUUGAGCACUCACAUAUAGAUCAGCUCCAAGUGUUGGGUUCUACUAAUGUUGGCACAAUAACUAGUUUACCUCAGAAACCCAGAAAAGAUAAAUUAAAAAGUAAGGAAGUCUUCAAAAUAAAAGAUUCAAAUAGAAAUAAAUGUUAUUCUUUAAAAAAUACAUUUGAAAAAAUUAACAAGCAUGUCGCUUUACCCACUACUGCAGAAAUUGAUAUGGAAGCUAAGUUUAAACAAGGACUUCUAGAAGGUCAAAAGGGUUUUUCCAAACCACUUCAUCGAACUGAAGUACAUCUUACAGAAAUUGUAAUGGAAAAUAAUAAGGCACCAUUAAAGCCUCCUAUAUUUAAAGACAAAUCCCCAGAAUCUGAUAAAUGUAAUAUUUCCGUAAAAAAAUCCUCCAGGGUUGAAAAUAAAUCAGGGGGCCAUGGAAGUGGAGGUGAAAGAUCACCUACAAGUGGUAACGCAGGACAAGGUGAAGACAGUGGAAUUGAAAGUAUGGAUGCCCUUAGUGAAAAAAGUCCAAACCAAGCAAGUCAAAGUCCCCACGCGGAUCAAUUAAUAUCUACUGCUAAAAUCAAAGUACCAGAUAUGUUGGACAUUGAAGCUGAACUUGCAAAAAUGGAAGGAUUAAAUGGAAAUCGCGAAGAAAAUACAUCUGGUAAAUCAGGUUUUGUAAAGGAUAAUAUGACAGAAGAUAUUAAUGAGAAUGAUCAACAAGCUACUAACGAUCAAAAUAAAAUGAUAUGUUGUAAAAUAAGUUGUCCAUUACAAGACUCUCAUAAAAAAAAUACUAUUUCUCCUGCUGGUCUCCAAAUGGAAGAAAAGGAAGAAACGACCAUAAGGACCGAAAUGGAUCCACUGCCAGUUCGCAUAACUCCAGCUCUUUAUACAUACUCCAACACUGAAAAAGUCCGCGUUGGGUCGGAAAGUCCUUGCGUUUCCGACGAAGAUAGCAACUCAUGCAUGGCUGUAGGUUCUGCAUCCCAUAUUAAAUCAAAGAGUUUGUUAGAACAGCUUCUUAUUGAAAUUCCCAAUGAUCACCAAUCAAAUACCAGUUCACCAAGUCCAGCUACAAGAUCUUCAGUGAGAACUAGAGCGCUUUCAAAAAUGAGUAGUCCUGAACUUGGAUCCCCGGUACCAAAACACACACGUACGCCACCUAGCGCAAAGCGAAAAAGAAAUGAGUCUGAUAGUUCUACACACAGUAUAGAUGAUGUUAAAAAUAGAAAAAAAAAGUAUUCGUUUGAAAACCCAAGGGAUGUAUUAAAAAAUAAUAAUCAAAAAGAAAUGGAGGAGUUUAAAGUUAAUGUUUGUAAGAAAAACAAACAAAAUGUCGAAGACAGUUCUGAUAGUGAUGAACCUUUAAUAGAAAAAAUGCGGAAAAACCCCUGCAUAAAUAGUACAAUAGGAUCAAGUGAAGCAUCUGCAACAUCAUUAAAAAUAAGUAAUUCAUCAAAAAGCAAAGUAAAAAGUGGAUCGGAUAUACCUGUUAAUAACAAUAAGUCGAUAUCUUUAGUAGGUACUAGAAGGUCUGUUAGAAGUAAUAUACCUGCACAAAAUACUCGAAGUAAAGGUGAAAAGGGUCAACAGCAGGAUGGAGAGAUUAAAAAGAAAGAAAAAAUGACUGAAUCAGACAGGAGAAAAACACGAAGUGCUGUGUCAGAAGUUGAAAGUAAACGAAAAAAAGAAAUAAAGUGACACUAUAUAAAGGGCUGCUAUGAAAACAGCCUUUUUCAUCAUUAUAUACCACACCAUCAUUUAUGUGAUCAAACAUCAUCCUCUUUCUACAGUACUACUACAGAAGAUGAAAAAGAUAAUAAUUUAAGUGAUAAUGAAGAUUGUGGUCAAAGCACAACCUCUUUCUACCCAUCAAUGCAAACCUAAUGUAUAUACAGAUUGUGAUAUACCUAUUACACCAUUAGAUUUGUAUAUAAUUUAAAAUAAAUAUUGUAAAUAAAAUAUUCAUUGUUCAUACACACAUAAAAGAAGUAAAUGUGGUAUUUUCC